Molecule: messenger RNA, 1227 nt
Organism: Phlebotomus argentipes
Lineage: Eukaryota; Metazoa; Arthropoda; Insecta; Diptera; Psychodidae
Product: tetraspanin-9
Exons: 5
Coding region: 355-1065 (236 amino acids)
Cellular component (GO): membrane
Source: RefSeq, a predicted model, not a curated record
UCCACAUUCUACGUGAGCCGUAUUGAAAACAUAAUUGUUGAAUAUAUUUUCGAGCGGCUUUUUCUCUGACCACCACACUUUCGAGGCGGCCAAACUUGUGUCCAAAGAGACGCGCGUUCAGUUUGUUUGUAACGCUCGUUCCACACGGUUUCUCUGCCUCUCUCUCGUGCUUGGGCUUGGUGUGGUGAAGGAAAGGCCCAAAAAAAGGGGGAAAUCGGUCACAUUUGCCACACAAAUUGAUUCAGUUUUCGGUCUACAGUUUAUUAUUACUUCCUCGCUUCCAGCUUUUGGGGAAAUUGCCGGAGAAGUGCCGCCGCGUUGAACACGGACUAUUAACUUGAAACGAGCGACAAGAUGGGUUCCGGCGGGAGGAUGGACAGCUGCGGCCAGUGCAUGAAGUACAGCAUGUUUGGCGUUAAUUUCCUCAUUUUCCUGGGCGGCGCCGUGGUAUUCGGCCUGGGCCUGUGGACGCUCAUCGACCAGAACUUCGCCAGCGAGCUCUUCGGCACGAACCUCUUCACGGGCGCCGUGUGGGUGCUGGUCAUCACAGCCGGCAUCACCUGCGUCGUGUCGUUCUUCGGUUGCAUGGGAGCCGCCAAGGAAGUCAAGUGUAUGCUGCUCACAUACUUCAUCAUCCUCUUCCUGAUCUUCGUCACAAUGCUGAUCGGCGGCAUUCUGGGCUACGUGUUCCGGGAGAAGGUGAGCCAGACGAUGCGUCAGGAGAUGCACUCCUCCCUGCGUCUCUACGGUAAUCGCUACAGAGUCACUGAGGCGUGGGAUCAGACACAGCGUCGUCUGCGCUGCUGUGGCGUGGAGUUCUAUCGCGACUGGACGCUGCACGGUCGCAUCCCCGAGUCGUGCUGCCAGGAGACGUUCGGUGGGCAGCGCAAGCCGUGCGUGGAGUCCCCGACGCCGGCCAACAUCUACAACAAGGGCUGCUUCAAUGUCACGGCGACCUACGUGCGUGAUCACGCGGCGAUCGUCGGCGGGGCCGGCAUAGGCGUGGCGAUUCUAAUGAUAUUUGGCAUGAUAUUCUCAUGUGCACUAUUUAAGAUGAUAGAGUGACAUCAGUACAAUGCAUAUUUCUUCGACUUCCGAAGCUGAAUCUCACAAUAUAAUGUCUUUAUUCUCACACGAAGCCCUCCAAUUUAUACAUCGUAUGUUCUUUUUUUGAAGAAGAAAAACAUCGUGCACUUCUAUUUUACAUUGAGAAGUCCUUUCUCUCUC